Molecule: messenger RNA, 8124 nt
Organism: Pimephales promelas (fathead minnow)
Lineage: Eukaryota; Metazoa; Chordata; Actinopteri; Cypriniformes; Leuciscidae
Source: RefSeq, a predicted model, not a curated record
GUUUUAUUAACAGUCACACAAAAGCAAUGCUUCAGCUUAACUAUUAAGAAUAAUAAAUCGAAAGUGCGUGUCGAAUGUGCCGGAAGGUUGAGAUAGUGGUGUAUUGUGGGAGAGACAGAAACCCCAGACUAGAGGCACACAAUAUGUGUUGGCUCGCAAAAAGGAGGCAGUAUCUUUAAAAUCAUGUAAUGUGAUCGGCGAAAGGUUCAAGAUCUAGCCGUUUUAUUUAAAACUACUCGAUCGGGCACAAUAUGUCCAGACCAGGAGAACGAAAUAAGCUAAAUGAAGAUCACGGUAAAAGACAGAGUUCAAGUUUGGCGAACGGAAUGGAGAACAGCCAUCCGAUCUGCAAUUCGGGAGAGAAACGAAAUCAUCAUUGGAGAAGUUACAAGUUGAUUAUUGACCCAGCGCUGAAAAAGGGGUCGCACAAACUGUAUCGCUACGAUGGACUGCACUUCAGCAUGCCGAACCACGGGAUGUCACCCGUGGAGAACGUCCGAGACCCGAGAAUGGUUCGUCUGUGGGCUAAGUACAAGGAGGUUGAUCUCCCGGUGCCUAAAUUUAAGAUCGAUGAUUGUUACAUCGGUCGCGUGCCCCCUAAGGAGGUCACGUUCGCCAAACUCAACGACAACGUCAAAGAGGGAUUUCUCACUGACAUGUGCAAGAAGUUCGGCGAUAUUGAGGGCGUGGAGAUUUUGUACAACCCGAAGAACAAAAAGCAUCUCGGAAUAGCUAAAGUUGUGUUCGGAACUGUCAAGUCGGCGAAAGAUGCUGUCCAGAACCUGCACAACACUUCUGUCAUGGGCAACAUCAUCCACGUGGAGCUGGACCCUAAAGGUGAAAAUCGCCAAAGGUACUUCCAGCGUCUGAUCAAUGGAAGUUAUACUCCGCUCACUCUUCCAGUUGGUGGUGAAGAAGCCUGUGAAGUUUCUCCACGCAGCUUGUCUGAAGCUCUGCUGGCAUGCGAGCCCUCGCGAAGAUCCCUUGAAGGCAGUUCUUCUGCAGUUGCGGGCACAGCCACGCCAGGUGGCACUAAUACGCCCAUGUCCCUGGAUACGGCCUACUCCAGCCUAAGGCAGGAUACGCCACAGUCCCAGGGUACCCCGCACACCCCACGCCCGUCAGGCACCCCGUUCUCUCAGGACUCCAGCUACUCCAGCAGGCAGGGCACGCCGGCGUUUCAACCGAACCGUGCGGAAUCCUCGGGAGGCUACAAGGCGAGGAGACAUGAAACCAAAUUCCAGGACGCCUACAACCGCAGACCCGAAAGACACUACGUCCAUGGCACAGGAGGGACGCACCGUGGCAAUGCAGAGCAACCACCUAGUUUUAAGCAACAUCAGCCGCCCGAGCCUCCGUCGCCUGUUUUUGCACACACACCACCGCCACCAGCAAGUGCGAAUUUCAAAACUGCUUUCUCUCCUUAUCAGCCACCAAUGCCCCCAGUCUACCCUCACACAGAGCCCUCUUUCCACCAGCCUGUUCAGCGGGAAGUGGAUUAUAGGAGACCGCCUCAAGCCCCACCUCCCCCGAGCCCCGACUUCAUGCCCGUCAGAGACAGGCCUGCGACGCCACCAAUCCCCGAGCCUCCCCCUGCGCCAGAAACCCAACCUGCUACACCUCCUCCCUCCACGCCAGAGCCCUGCCCGUCGCUGGGCACCCCCACCCAAGAGUCCAAACGCAACAGCCUGGACUCCCGCAUAGAAAUGCUCCUUAAGCCCUUCCUCAACGAGCGUGGAGACUCGGACGCUGAGGUGCGAAUGGACGGGAGCCCGAUCUCAUCGUCGUCCUCGCAGCUCUCCCCCAUCCCGCCCCAACGGCUCUCGCGGCCUUCAAGCACCGGCCUUGAGGACAUCAGCCCUACCCCGCUUCCUGAUUCCGAUGAGGACGAACCCAUCCUUGGUACUGCUGCCCUGUUUACGAACUCUAUGGCCAUGUCACCCUGCAACAUGCUCAGUAAAAGCAGUGCAGGAGAACCACGGACGCCCAUAGACAAAAUGGACAUGGGCCAUCAGUCAUCGGGUGAAGACAUGGAGAUUUCUGAUGAUGAGAUGCCAGGCACACCGAUUGCCAGUGGGGACUGUGCCAAAAAUAUUGUGGUCAACUCUGCGGUAUCUCCGAUGCAGACAAUUCCCAUGCCCCCGCCAGGGUUCCCCCCUCUGCCCCCUCCACAAGCUGGCUUCCCCCUGCCGCUGCCUCCUCUUCCACCUCAUUCAACCGUUUCACACCUGGCUGGCCCACCUGGCGUGGCCCCCCAUCCGAUGCUACACCCAUUGGCCCAUUACCCCCAUGGCAUGAUGCCCAUUAUGCAGGUGGACCUGAUGAGCUCCUUACCACAGUGGGGCAGUGUUCACAUGUCCUUUCAGAUGCAGACUCAGAUGCUAAGUCGCAUGGCGCAGAGCCAACGGCAGUACUCGUAUCCUCAUUUCAUCAGCGAAGCUGCUGUAAGUGCUGGUGCUGCUGCUGCUGCCGCCGCCGCCAUGCAAUUUGGUGGCACGUAUCCACCUCUGUCUAUGGUCGGUGCCCCUGCAGGCGCUGUGGGGCAUGGGCAACCCUGGCCCCUACCCAACAUGCCCAAGUUCAACCCUGCUGUUCCCCCUCCUGGCUAUGAGCCCCAAAAGGAAGACCCACACAAAGCCACUGUGGAUGGAGUGCUUAUGGUUAUUGUCAAGGAGCUGAAGGCCAUCAUGAAAAGAGAUCUCAACCGUAAGAUGGUGGAGGUGGUGGCCUUCAGGGCGUUUGAUGAAUGGUGGGACAAACAGGAGCGAUCGGCUAAGGCUACGCUUACACCUGUGAAGACAGGUGAGGGCAAAGAAGAGGAGAAAGAACGGGCAAAACCCAAAGAGACUAUAUCCUCUAGCUUACUGGAGAACUGGAACAAGGUUGAGGGUCUGGGCUUUGAGGGAAUGGGUCUUAGUAUUGGCCUGCGCGGUGCCAUCCGGUUACCAUCCUUCAAGGUUAAGAGGAAACAACCCCCUGAGCCGACAUCCACCAAUGACAGCAAGAGGGUGCGACCAUCCACACCUGUCGAUGAUGAGCUGGUGGAUGAAGAGUCAGAAAGAACAGAUCUUCGCAUGGACGGAUCCAGAACGGAUGGCAGUGGUUCUUCUGCCAAGCGAAGGCCAGCCAGGCCUCUGGAGCUGGACAGUGAAGGCGAGGAGGAGGAGGAAACCUCCGGUAAAGAGGAGUCAUCGCUUUCAGACCAUGAAGAGGAGCCAGUGGAAGAUGCCUCUGAGAGGUUGCCCUCUGGCAAGGAUAUGGAGGACGAGGAAGAUGACGAAAAGAAGAGUGAAUCAGACUCCAGCGAGAGUGAAUCAUCUGACUCAUCAGAUGAAGCUUCUAGCUCAUCAUCCUCCAAAUCUGAUUCUGAUUCCUCUGAGAGUGAGAGCUCGUCCGACUAUGAAUCGAGUUCAGAGGAGGAAGAGGAAGAAGAGGAGGAAGAAGAGCGAGUAGCGGAAAUAGAGGAUGAAGAUGACGACGCACAAACCUCAUCAUCAUCUUCAUCUUCCUCAUCAUCGACCUCUAAUGAAGAGGAUCUUGAUGUAAAAUCCCCCAUUACCCCAAUAGGACCUCCACCAGAAGAAGAACCAAGUGAGUUGAACAGACUGGAGGUUUUAGACAAGGCAGAGCUUGAUCACAAACAUAGUACGGUGAGCUCAAUCAAGCCUGAAAUUAAUGACGUGCGGCCCCCAUCACCCAAAGGAUUGCCAGUUGAUGAACCCGACAUCGAUUUGGAGGUCAAUAUUCCAGUGCCCAAAGCUGAAACCAACCUGGAUGAUGUCGGUAGCUUGCGCCCACCCACCCCAACAGGUUCGUUUGCAGAUAGUGAUCAGGACACCAGACCAAAGAUCCCUGCAGAAGACGUCCCCAGAACCCCUGGCCGUGAUGGCCCAGUUCCCCUAGAGUCAGAGGCCGCAAUCCCCCGGUCUCUUCCUACACCUUCCAUGCACCUUCCACUUCCCCCCAAUCAUGCCCUUGAAGCACGAUCCCUUCUGCCAUCCCGUGAAUCUUUGCCGGAUAUGCUUGUCCGUGGGCGGUUGCCUACGGAAGAGGACAUCCCACGCACACCGGGGAGAGACCUCAUGGACAGACCCCGGGGUUUGGGCAAGUCUCAGAGCACUGAUACGGUUCCUGUCACACCAGGUAGUGACGCUCCACUAACAGGUAACAGCUUGAGCUCGCCGCAUAUUCCCGGCAGCCCUUUCUCUUACCCUGCUCAAUCUCCUGUCCUCAGUGCUGGUAUCCCUCGGACUCCAGGUAGAGACCUUACUUUCACCCCAGCUUUCCCUGACUCUGCUGCUUUAUCUGCAGGCCUUCCCAUUCACAGGAAGGCCUCAUCUGAAAGCUUGGAGGAGAAGUCUCUAUUUAAAGAGCCUCAACUCAGUGCCUCUCCCCAGGCCAGCCUACCUAACAAUAAAGCUUCUUCCCCAUUCCCUGGUCCUCCCCUUCCUGCUGCUUCACUUCAGGAGCCUCCCCAAGGCUCCUCUCCCACUUCUGCAGAGACUUCCUCUCCUGCUGCUCCAAAAGAUCUACCUGUUCCAAUGAUAGAUGUUCCUGUGCCCUUAGAUUCUACUCCAAGCAAGAGAAAACCAGGACGUCCCAAGUCUAAAAAGCUGUCUGUUGAAGCCUCUCAAGACUAUGAAGAGCCUCCAGCUCCAAUGGUGGCCUCCUUACCUCCAGACCUACCAGAAAAUGACAUGUACCCAGACUGCCCUUCAGAGACCUUCAAAGGUGAAGAUGGUGAUUCCACAGCCUUGGAGGAAGAGGAAAACCAAGACCUGACAGUCAUACCUCAGGUGGAAGACAGGAUGUUUUAUGACGAGGAACCUGUUCAGAAGACACGGCGACAGAGACGGGGCUGGCAGGAGUUGUUGUUGUCCAUGCAUUCCACUGUGACAUCACCGCGCCGCCCCAGCUUCUUACCCCGCUCAGAAUUUGAGGAGAUGACCAUCUUGUAUGACAUCUGGAAUGAUGGCAUUGACGAGGAGGACAUGCAAUACCUUAAGACCACUUACGACAAGAUGCUUGAGCAGGACAAUGGCAACGACUGGCUCAACGACACCCUCUGGGUCCAUCAUCCUCCUACCAACAUGGGCAGUGCAACUGUGGUGAAGAAGAAGCGAAAAGAGGAUGGUAUACGGGACCAUGUCACCGGCUGUGCCCGCAGCGAGGGCUACUACAAAAUCGACAAGAAAGACAAAAUGAAGUACCUGAACAGCUCACGCCUGCAGUCCGAAGAGUCUGAUGUGGACACUCAGGGGAAGAGUAUUCCAGCACAGCCCCUAACGUCCACUAGGGCAGGUUCAGAACGGCGGUCUGAACAGCGCCGUCUGCUGUCGUCCUUCAGCUGUGACAGUGACCUCCUCAAAUUUAACCAGCUUAAGUUCCGUAAAAAGAAGAUCCGGUUCUGUAGAAGUCACAUUCACGACUGGGGAUUGUUCGCCAUGGAACCUAUUGCUGCGGAUGAGAUGGUUAUCGAAUAUGUUGGCCAGAAUAUCCGACAGGUUAUAGCAGACAUGCGAGAGAAGCGCUAUGAGGAAGAGGGCAUCGGCAGUAGCUACAUGUUCCGUGUGGAUCACGAUACCAUUAUAGACGCAACCAAAUGUGGCAACUUCGCCCGCUUCAUCAAUCAUAGUUGCAAUCCAAACUGUUAUGCCAAGGUCAUCACUGUGGAAUCACAGAAAAAGAUCGUCAUCUACUCCCGGCAGCCAAUAAAUGUUAACGAGGAGAUCACCUACGACUACAAGUUCCCCAUUGAGGACGAGAAGAUCCCGUGCCUCUGUGGCGCAGAGAACUGCAGAGGAACCUUAAACUAACCCCAGCAGAAUGGUGAGAACUUUCUUAAAAACAUGCACUGCCCUACAACAAGCCCAGACGCCCCGUCUUCUGGAGCUACAGAGGAAAUAGUGGGUGAAAUCCAACACAUCCACUGGAUAUAUCGUGCAGCUAAGUAUCUGGGACUACUUUUUUGUACUUUUUCAAGAUUGUUUACGAAUUACAGGUGCUCUUUCAAGCAUAAAAAAAUCAAUUUUCUACCACUCUUCCAUUGAUUCUAUGGAAAUGGACAUGUUUUCCCCCCAAAUGUUUGGGCACCAAGUUUGUUGUCUGCCCAUUUGGCACGUCCUCGUCAGUCCCUUUUUCCCCUGCGGUUUGGUUUGGAGAGACCUCCCCCGUCCCUUGAACUCUGAGCCCGCUUAAUAUCUGUCCCACACGCACAAAAUUCUUCUGUCAGUUUUUUUUUUUUUUUUAACCAUGUCCUCGUCCUCCAAGCCCAACAAGACUCAUUCAGUAUGAAGUUUAGCGUAUUGUCAGACUUCACUUCAACAGCCCAGAAGAUUUAGCUUUCAGCAUGACACUAACCAAUGCCAGGGGUGUUGGGUCAAUUGUCUUCAAUUUGCAGAACAUUCAACAAAAGCACACCUGUGCCGGCCAAUAAGCAAAUCAGUAGAAUAAGAGACACAGCACAGGCAAAUUUACACAAAGUGAAACGCUCCUACAAUAUUUCAGCCAGCGCUGCGUAGGGCACCUACAGACUGGAUCUGGAUCCGACUGGACGCAUCAAACAAUACACUACACCUAAUUCUUUCAUUUAUUCAAGUCCUUUUUUUCUACAACCAGAUAUUUGUAAUAUGCUCAUUUGAGUGUGUCUGCUGCCCCCUAUCUUCUGUAAGGUGUAAGGGCAGAACGCUGCUCAGUAUUAACUCGGCAUUUGACAUGUCAGCUCACUACUUUAGCAGAUAAACAUGCAGAGAUCCAAUUGGUUUCAUGCAUUUUCAGGCAUUGGUGCAGAAUUUUCUAUUGUGGAGCGAAUCUCGUCAAUAUAAUGCUGCUAUUCUGCAAACAUAUAUCCCUACUUUUCUCCACCAGUUCACUUUUAGAUGGCAAAAUCCACCUGCACUGGUUUUAGGUCAGUUAGCAUGGGUUUUCGUAGUAUUAGGAGUUCUCUGUGAGUGCGGUAACAGCCGCACAGCACUGAUGCUUUUCAACAAGAUUGGCCAGACACCAGUUCAUCUAAACUAAGUAGUUGCACUGUUGUUUAGGAUGGCACACCCUGGAGUAUUCGGUCCGUCACCGUAAAAAAACGUCUGCAGUGGACACGGAAAGUCGAAUACAGUGCCAAAUGUGUACAUUAGAGUGUCUCGGCUUCAAAGGCAAACCGUUUUCCUCUUGUCUCCUGUGUGUAUGUGUGUGAUCGCACAGAUGACCUAAGCUCACUGGUACUUCGGGCGAACCUUUUGAGUUCCUUCUGCAUUUUUCUCAGUAUUUAACCAUUGUGUUUAAACGGCUAUUACAGCUUCAUUCAGCCAAAUGUCCCUUUGAAAGCAGAAGACUCUGAUCUGCAAGGCAGCUUGGAGACUGUUUAUCUUUGUGAUUUUGGUUAUUUUAAUAAAUGCACUAGAGGCUUCCAACCCCCAUCAAGCCAAAUGGCACUCACAAAGACCAUGCUUUGAAACGCGCCCUUCACGUUAGAUCACUCACAGGGUAAGGUCUCCCAGCUUUUUUGUUAGUUUUCUUUUUAAAUAUGUUUAUAUUGUACAGGAUUUGAUGGUUUGUAUAAAGGAAUGGGGCCUUUUUAUCUCGAUUGGGAGUGAUGCAUCGUUCUGCUUUUAUGAGCGACAAAUGGAGUAUUUAAAAUGACUAUUUUUCAGGGAUCAUUAUAAAAAAAGGGGUUGAAUAGCUAAUUUAAAGAAAAUGAUGCAUCUUGUACAUAACACAGAUUUGUACUUCCUUUUGAAAGAUUGUUUCUUGUAGAAACGUCUUUUUUCUGCCCAUUUUCCUUUGGAUUCUUAUGUGUAAAUACUUUAACUGUGAAUAUAUAAAUAUAAAUAUAUAUAUAUAUAUUUUUGUUCCUGAGGAUUUGCUACAGUGUCACGGCUCGGAAAGGUCUAUUUGACGGUGAUUGCGGAGAGCUGGUGGCAGUAUUUUCAGCUUGUGUCAAGCUUUAAUUUUUAUUUUUGGUUGUAAAUUCUAUGAAAAUCUGUUUGCAGUGUGGGGGGAAAGCAUUAUCAUUCAGAUAUGAUGGCAAGGGGCAUUGGUGAAAUUGGCCUUUAUCCCCUGUCUAUUUAUUAUACCACAAAUGUAUGGAAAAAAGAUCAUGGAAAAAAUAAAGAAUUUUUUUUCAGC